This is a messenger RNA of Dipodomys spectabilis (banner-tailed kangaroo rat), 1304 nucleotides long. It is a transcript of the gene Cnep1r1, whose product is annotated as CTD nuclear envelope phosphatase 1 regulatory subunit 1. Lineage: Eukaryota; Metazoa; Chordata; Mammalia; Rodentia; Heteromyidae. Gene Ontology annotation, cellular component: Nem1-Spo7 phosphatase complex; cytoplasm. The record is from RefSeq and is a predicted model, not a curated record. Bases 95 to 472 code for a protein of 125 amino acids. The transcript has 6 exons.
CGGUUGGCGGAGGGAGUUGGCGCUACAGGCCAGGUGGGGGCCGCGGGCUGCGAUGCGGACGGCGCCGGGGCGGUGACCGCAGCUGCCGCCCGACAUGAACUCGCUGGAGCAGGCGGAAGACCUCAAGGCUUUCGAGAGAAGGCUUACUGAAUAUAUUCACUGCUUGCAGCCUGCCACAGGACGUUGGAGAAUGCUGCUUAUAGUGGUAUCUGUCUGUACAGCUACUGGUGCCUGGAACUGGCUAAUAGAUCCUGAAACACAAAAGGUGUCCUUCUUCACAUCAUUGUGGAAUCACCCAUUUUUUACUAUUAGCUGUAUCACUCUAAUAGGCUUGUUCUUUGCUGGAAUACACAAGAGAGUAGUUGCACCAUCAAUUAUAGCUGCUCGAUGUCGAACUGUUUUGGCAGAGUACAAUAUGUCUUGUGAUGAUACAGGAAAACUAAUUUUGAAACCUAGGCCUCACGUUCAAUGACAGUCUGCACUCAUUGUUAUGGGACCUAAAACAGUCUCUCUUCAAAUAAGUGAUACCGCAAAAAGCCAUAAGGAUUCCUUUUGCAGUUGGAUACGUGAAGGUUAUAGCAACAACAGACAAGAAGUGUGCAAUAUUUCCCAAGAUUGUCUUGAUGAUGACUCAAGUUGUUGGUGCUUUGGUACCUUUGAUUACCUGUGUUCAGUAUUAGUGUCACUUUAGUACUUCAGUUCCUGCAAAGAGUUUUGCAGAUGAAGUAUGCAUCUAUGUUACUAAGUUAAACUUAGAAGCCGAACCUCACUCAGUUUUUAUAAUGUAUUUUUGCAAACUACUGUAAAUAGCAAAUCAAUGCCAACAUUAAACAAAGAGGAAGAUGUGUGGACCUUAUUCCCCUGCACCAGUAUUUCAGGAACAUCUGCUUGCCAUCCUCACAGCUCUCUAACACUGGCUGUUAUGUGUGCCUUUCAUUCUUUCUUCUCUUAAUUGUACUGCAGGAAAAACAACAGAUUCUGCUUAGACUGAGGAAAACUCAUCUCCAUUAUGUUGUAAGAAAUUACAGAUGUUUUGAGAAUUUUUGUUAAACCAGAUUCUUAAGUACAGCAGCUCUGUGAUUAUUUUCAGUCCAUUGUUUUAUUUAGUGCUAACUAUAUAUUUUUUUUAAGAUUUUGUUUAUCCUGACUUUCACUUGUGUAAAGUUUUAUUUUUUGAACUGCAGCAAUAAAACCCUCUGCUCCUAAGAAGUCUGAAGAGGGCAUUCUACAAAUUCUGCUGUUUUAUUUUCUGUAAAUUUUGUAGGUAAAUAUGUGCAUAAAAAUAAAUACUUUAUAUAUAACUA